CAGGGGGCACCCGGUGUAAUUUGAAGCGGCCCAGAGCGCAGGCGCACGACCGACGUCGCGUCCGAAACACGGGCACUGCGGAUCUUCCAGGUGAAGCCCCUGGAAAACAGGAAAGCAAAUCUUUCCUACAGCUGUACUGGAUGGAUCCAAGCUGGGUAAUUCAACUACCAAAUAUGAUGUAUUCCUAAACAACAUAAUUACACCAGAGGGAAUUGCAUCCAUAACAGCAGCAAAUUCUUUUGGAGUCACAGGAAAUUCAAAGGCAUUCACAGAAAAUAAAGAAAUUCAGUACAAUUUAUGAAAAAUGACUCCUAAAUAAAGACUGACAAAAAAACCUACAUGCAAAAGAAGGCACAUUGUGCAAGCAGGAGAACAGUGUUCUGAAGACAGACCUUUCUACUUCACGAUGAGCGUUCACUAUGUCAUCUGAUUCGAGGAGACAACAGCGGGCUCGCACUGGGGAUAAAUCGUUUUCGUGCUCUGAGUGUGGGAAGGGAUUCAAAUGGCCAUCUGAUCUGCAGAGGCACCAGCGGGUCCACACCGGGGAGAGGCCGUUCACCUGCUCCGAGUGUGGGAAGGGGUUCAGCCAGACGUCCAACCUGGAGGUGCACCAGCGGGUCCACACCGGGAAGUGGCCGUUCGCCUGCUCCGAGUGUAGGAAAGGUUUCAAUUCAACAUCUGAUCUGGAGAGGCACCAGCGGGUCCACACCGGGGAGAGGCCGUUCACUUGCUCCAAGUGUGGGAAAGGAUUUAAUCAGUUUUACAAUCUGGAGCUGCACCAGCGCACUCACACCGGGGAGAGGCCGUUUGCCUGCUCCGAGUGCGGGAAGGGGUUCAUUCGGUCGUACGAUCUGCAGAUGCACCAGCGGGUCCACACCGGGGAGAAGCCGUUCACCUGCUCCGAGUGUGGGAAGAGGUUUAACCGCUCGUCCCAACUGCAGACGCACCUGCUGAGCCACACCGGGGAGAAGCCGUUCACCUGCUCCGAGUGUGGGAAGGGGUUCACCCGGUCCUCAAACCUGCUGACCCAUCAGCAGCUUCACACCGGGGAGAGGCCAUUCGCCUGCACCGAGUGCGGGAGGAGCUUUGCCCGGUUAUCGUCUCUGCAGCGACACCGGCAGAUCCACACUGGGGAGAGGCCGUAUACGUGCUCUGACUGUGGGAAGGGAUUCGCUCAGCUGUCCCACCUACAGACACACCAGCAGAUUCACACCGGGCAGAAGCCGUACAGCUGCUCCCGAUGUGGGAGGGGGUUCUCUUGGCCAGCCAACCUGGUAAAACACCAGCAGUUUCACUCUGGGGAGAAGUCAUUCACUUGUUCUGACUGUGGGAAGGGGUUCGCACAGUUGACAAGCCUGACGACCCACCAGCAGGUUCACACUGGGAAGAGGCCGUUCACCUGCUCUGCCUGUGCGAUCGGCUUCGCCAGCUUAUCCAGCCUGCUGCGACACCAGCGGAUCCACACCGGGGAGAGGCCCUUCUCCUGCUCGGAGUGUGGGAAGGGCUUCACCACGUCAUCCAACCUGCUGCGACACCAGCGGACACACACCAGGGAGAGACCGUUCACCUGCUCUGACUGUGGGACUGGGUUCACCUGCUUAGCUAGCCUGCUGGGACACCAGCAGAUCCACACCGGGGAGAGGCCGUACGGCUGCUCCCAAUGCGGGAAACGAUUCAUACACUCAGCACAACUCAAGACGCAUCAGCGAGUUCACACCGGAGAGAGGCCGUAUGUCUGCUCCGAGUGCGGGAAGGGGUUUAUUCGGUCAACCAACCUGCUGACGCAUCAGCGGAUUCACACCGGGGAGAGGCCGUUUGGCUGCUCCGUGUGUGGGAAACGAUUCAAACAUUCAGCAGAACUGAUGAUGCACCAGCGAAUUCACACCGGAGAGAGGCCGUACAUCUGCUCUGACUGCGGGAAGGGAUUCAUCCGGAGGGCCAACCUGCUGACCCAUCAGCGGAUUCACACCGGAGAGAGGCCGUUCACCUGCUCCGUGUGCGGGAAGGGCUUCGUUCAGCUAUCCCAAAUGCAGGCACACAAGUACAUUCACACCGGGGAGAGGCCGUUCACCUGCUCCGUGUGUGGGAAGGGAUUUGCACGGUCAUUCCGCCUGGAGAAACACCAGCGGGUUCACACCCAGGAGAAAGUGUCACGCAGGCGUCGGCGUCAUGCACCGGAAAUGGCGUCAUCGAGCAAGCGCAGUCGGAAGAGAAGCGUCUGGAAGGACGAGCCCCGGUGGCAGUCGAUGCUGGGUCACCGAGGAGCAGCUUUCCUGCCGAGGACAGGUGGCGAUGAAUGGUUCUUCCUACCUUGUAACUGGAGAGUGGUUCACAGAUUUAUCCUCCUGUUAAAACACGGGUGCUUCAUGCCAAUGAAGACAUUUCACUGUGCUUACUGUGGGAAAAACUUCAAGCGGUCCAAUGCCCUGAUCACACACCAACGGAUCCACACUGGGGAGCGACCAUUCUCCUGUUCUGUGUGCGGGAAAGGAUUUGCUCGGUCAUCAGACCUGGUGACCCACCAGCGAGUUCACACUGGGGAGAGACCGUUCACCUGCUCUGAGUGUGGCAAAGGAUUCACCCAGUCAAGCUACCUGCUGAUACACCAGCGGAUUCACUCUGGAGACAGACCGUUCACCUGCUCUGUGUGCGGGAAAGGUCUAGCAGAUUCCUCCCAGCUGCUGAAACACCAGCGAAUUCACACCGGCGAGCGGCCGUUCACAUGCUCAGAGUGUGGGAAAGGAUUCACUCAGUCAGCUAAUCUGAAAAGACACCAGCAAGUCCACAGCUGGGAGAGGCCGUUUACCUGCUCUGAGUGUGGGAAGGGGUUCACUCAGUCGUCACAGCUGCUGCAACACCAGCGGGUUCACAGCUGGGACACACCCUUCAACUGCACUGAUUGUGGGAAAGGAUUCAGUGAAUCAUCUUCGUUGCUGACGCACCAGAGGGUGCACACUGGAGAGAAACCGUUUACCUGUUCUGACUGUGGGAAAGGGUUCAGUCAGUCGGCAUCCUUGUUGAAACACCGGAGGGUUCACACCGGGGAGAGGCCGUUCACCUGCUCUGAAUGUGGGAAGGGAUUCACGCUGUCAUCUUCCUUACUGACGCACCAGCGGGUCCACACCGGCGAGCGGCCGUUCACCUGCUCCGAGUGCGGGAAGCGAUUCAGUCGCUCAUCAUCCCUACUGACGCACCAGAGGGUUCACACCGGGGAGAGGCCGUUCACCUGCUCUGAGUGCGGCAAGGGGUUUAACCGGUCAUCCAACUUGCUGACGCACCAGCGGGUUCACACCGGGGAGCGGCCGUUCAUCUGCCCCGAAUGUGGAAAGGGAUUUAAUCGGUCGUCCAACCUGCUGACGCACCAGCAAAUUCACACCGGGGAGCGGCCAUUCACCUGCGCCAAGUGUGGGAAAGGAUUUGCUGUUUCCUCGUACCUGAUUAAACACCAGCGCGUCCAUGCUGGGGAGAAGGUUUAAAGACACUGUGUACGUGGAGCAUUUAAGCAUCCCGGCAGCUGAGGUAGCAGUAGGUAUAGAUUCUGAAGUUAUACCUGUGGCUGAUCAACCCAGGACUAAGUGAUUGUUAUGGUGGGCGUUUCAGCUUUGCUGUUCAAAACUACCACAACCAAGUUAGUCAAAGUGAACUCGUUAUCAAAGUGCAUGCGUUACCAUACACAAUCCAGAGGUUCAUUCACAGGAAGGUAAAGAAAUAAGAAAAUCUGUACUUAAACAGACAACCAUUGUGCUAAAAAAAAACAAACAAUAUAAAAUAAAAUACUGGGAAUGUGAAUUAUAGUCCUUGAAAUUGAGCCUGUAGGUUGUAGAAUCAUUUCGUUGUUGAGGUGAGUGAAGUUAUCGAUGCCAGUCAGGAGCCUGGUGGUGGGCUGUAGGGUGCAAGUGUUUGUGAAGAUGGAGUUUAAAGCUGGAUCCUUGCCAAACAAAUCUCUUGUGCUUUAUACACGGUGACCGGGUUGUGCUGAGUUUUGUUGGCAAUCCCAAUUCAGACCUGUGCUGUUCAGCUGCGUCUUGAAUGCCCAACCCAACGUCACUGUCAUUGUUCAUGCUGCUCAGCGCUCACCCCUCAUAUGCCACAAUUAUAUCGGUUUACCUAGAGACAAGCUUCUCACCCAACAGGCCACACUGCCCGGAAACCAACGCUAGCCUAAUCACAGGACAAGAUUCAAAAACUUCAUUGUCAUUCCAACCAUACAUCAGCUCUGCAGGGCAGAAUGAGACAGCGUUUCCCAGGAACAAGUGCAAUCAUAACAUAACA
Messenger RNA from Hypanus sabinus (Atlantic stingray), 4272 nucleotides. RefSeq names its product zinc finger protein 91-like. Gene Ontology annotation, biological process: regulation of transcription by RNA polymerase II. The record is from RefSeq and is a predicted model, not a curated record. NCBI's taxonomy places the organism in Eukaryota, Metazoa, Chordata, Chondrichthyes, Myliobatiformes, Dasyatidae. Bases 420 to 3476 code for a protein of 1018 amino acids. Gene Ontology annotation, molecular function: DNA-binding transcription factor activity; RNA polymerase II cis-regulatory region sequence-specific DNA binding. The transcript is spliced from 6 exons.